AUGCGCCACGCAGGAGCCCGGCGCCGGCCCGCGGGAGGCGCAGGUGUGACUCCGCGGCGUGCUCCCGUCUCCCCCGGCCCCGACCCCAUCCUCGUCCCCACCCCAUCCAGCCCCAGGCCGUCGACCCCCGGCCCGCGGAGCCUGCGGCGACCUCGGAGGCCCGCGCCCAUGGCCGCGCCCGCCGCCACCUCCUACGGGCUCUUCUGCAAGGGGCUCUCCCGCACGCUGCUCGCCUUCUUCGAGCUGGCCUGGCAGAUGCGCAUGAACUUCCCCUACUUCUACGUGGCGGGCUCGGUGAUCCUCAACAUCCGCUUGCAGAUCUCAUCGAUGAAGACCCCUCCGCCACGCCACCAGAGGUUGAAAAUCAAAGACAGAGCCCUGAUGAGCAAUUCUGGGGACCCCUUACUGUACUCUUUGAUUAUGAGGAGGAUGAAGAAAAUGAUUUGCAGCAAGGAGCCAAUCAGCCGUUUCCCCUGCUUCCUCCUUGUGGAAACCAACGAGGACCACCCCAACAAGGAAGCCACGAACACAGACCUCACCUUCCUUAUGCUAGAAUCCAGCAAAGAACACCUUGGUUAGGAGACCAUUGGCAGCGACCUCAUGGUCCCCCUCCUGGUAACCAACAGGGACCAGCCCUGUUCAGAGGCCAGCAGUGGCAAACUCAAGGUCCCUGCCCCAGCAACCAACAGGGGCCACCGCCUUUCCAAAGGCAUCGACCACAAGGACCUCCCCAGUGA
Jaculus jaculus (lesser Egyptian jerboa) is the source of this 737-nucleotide messenger RNA. It is a transcript of the gene Smim10l1, whose product is annotated as small integral membrane protein 10 like 1. The transcript is spliced from 3 exons. Lineage: Eukaryota; Metazoa; Chordata; Mammalia; Rodentia; Dipodidae. The record is from RefSeq and is a predicted model, not a curated record. The coding region runs from base 1 to 579 and encodes 192 amino acids.